This is a messenger RNA of Gongylonema pulchrum, 180 nucleotides long. The record is from the annotation of a GenBank genome assembly. NCBI's taxonomy places the organism in Eukaryota, Metazoa, Nematoda, Chromadorea, Rhabditida, Gongylonematidae.
AUGGUUGAAUUUCCGUUGUCGGAAGCUCGAGAUAUUCUGGAAGACAACUACAAAAGUGCAAACGAGGCGGUAGCAGUGUACGAAAGAGAAUUGGAAUUUCUCAAGGACCAAAUAACAACGACCGAAGUGAACAUGGCGCGUCUUUAUAAUUAUGGGAUACGAUGCAAACCUGAGCAGUGA